This is a messenger RNA of Acanthosepion pharaonis, 657 nucleotides long. The record is from the annotation of a GenBank genome assembly. Lineage: Eukaryota; Metazoa; Mollusca; Cephalopoda; Sepiida; Sepiidae.
AUGUUAUAUCAUGGAAGUAAUUUGUGUCAAAUCUAUCUAUCUAUCUAUCUAUCUAUCUAUCUAUACAACAAGGGAUAUCUCCUUUCUUUUCCUUAUAUUUUUGUUAUGUCUUUCUUCCGAAGUUUUUUUUUCCUUCUUUUCGUCUUUCCCUUUACUUUCUCCCUAUCUAUUUUCUCUGAAAAUAUCUUUUUCUUUCCUUCUGUGUUUUUCUUUUUCCUUCACUUAAUAACUUAUUCAGUUUUUCAAUCCCGCAAUAGUCUUUUUUCUUACAAUUUCUUUUCUAUUCCCCUCCUUUUUUAUUUGUGUCUUUCUUUUUCUUAUUUUUACAUAUUUAUCUUUUCUUUCACUGAAAUGACUUUCUUUUUCCUUCUUUUUCUUUCACUCAAUGAUGCUUCUCUGUAUUUUCCUUUCUUGUCUUGUUCUUUCAGUGAAUUAAUUAUUCUUUUUUUCCAUAUUUCUUCCAUUCAUUUUCAUUCAUUUUCUUUUUAUCAUUAUCAUAUUUCCUUCUUUUCCUUCUCUUUUUUGUUCUCGUUAUUUAAUUAUUUCUCCUCUAUUCGUGAAUUUACAUUCUCCCUGAUUUUUUACCUCUUUUAUUUUGUCCAACACCGAUCCACACACUUCCUUCGUUUUUUAGGUCUUUGGAUUUUCUUUUUUUAA